AUGGCUGAAAAGACCAAGGAAGAGAAAGCUCCAAGUUCUUUAGAGAACCUGACGUGUCCACUAUGUCUUGAUAUCUUCGACGAGGCAACCAUCCUGACUUCAUGCGGACACACCUUCUGUCGGAAAUGUCUCAAGAACUAUGACCUUUCCCACCAGGAUCUCGAUCACAUGAUCUGUCCUCUCUGCAGGAAGAUCACUAAGUUGUCUGUGAACCGUGUCGAUGAUUUCCUCACCAAUGUGACUGUGAACGGACUUGUAGUAGUAGGAGACCAGCCUGUAGGCUGGUCUCCUACUAUAGACAAUUACCACGCCAAGUGUGGAGGGAUGAACGCUGUCCUUGAGAUGCGUCCAAAAUGCACUGCUUGCAAGUUUCAGCAAGAUGCCGUCUCGUUCUGCUGUACAUGUAAUAACUACAUUUGUGAUAAGUGUCUCGAUUGUCAUCAACAUCUUAUAGUCUAUGAAGAUCACGAGAUUGUAUCCAUACAGGAUAUCAACAACGGGAAGGUCAGUAUUGGUCAUCUAUCCGAGAAGUGCUGCAUCCACAAACAAGAGAACAAAGAUAUGUUUUGUGAGGAUUGUAAGGUCCAUGUCUGUCUCAAGUGCGUGAUCGUCGGUCAUCAAAAUCACAAGAUCAAGAAUCAGGCUGACUUCGAGCAGCAGUUACGGCUUAAGGUGAACGACCUUGUCCAGCGAUGUGCCACUAAGAAGACAGAACUGGAGAAGAACAUUCAGAACGUUGAAGUACAACGCCAUGAAGUAUACACUGCCGUGCAGAAACUACUGGACGAUGUCAGUAAAGCCUACAGCAUCAAGGCCAAAGAGCUUGAAGAAAAUCAUCGAAAUCUCAUAGAGCAAAUCAAUGCAUUAAAGCGGAGUUUCGAUGACGACCUCAACGUCUUGAAAUUCAACAAUCGACAGAGGAUCAAGAGUAUUUGUAGUUCAAUAACACUGGUAGCUAAUGACAGACUUGGUCGUCUUGAGACAGACAAUCUGUCAGCUCAUACCUUGCUCUGUGAGGAGCUGGAUGCCAUGCUAAAGAAGGCUACUGAUCACACUUCUGCGGCAACCAUUAAGAAGAAAGCACAGGAGAAGAGGUUCAAGCCCGCAGAUGAUACUCGUCUUGACCUCGGGAGCAUCUCAGAAUCAGAUCCCAAAUUGCAAGUCAUUCAGUGUGUAGAUCUACGGGGAUGGAUGUGGGGAAUGACCCAGUACUCUGAUGAUAGUGUGGCUAUCGGAUAUUUGGUUGAACAUGGUAUAGAUAUCAUUGAUACAGCUGGUAAAAAGCACCAGUAUGCAAACAUACCAAGUAACAUGGAGUGUAAUGCUCUUGUGUUUCAACAAGACGGGUCGUUAUGCGUAUCGGGGGACAGUACAUUAAAAGCACACAUAUAUUCUCCAAAUGGAUCCAGGAAAUCAACCAUCCACGUGAAUAGCAAUGACAACGAUCUCCAACUAAACAGAAGUCCAUCAGAUGAAAUCCUCAUCGUUAACGAUGCGGAGAAAGUCUAUAUCUACGACCCGACUGGAUCCACUCUCAAACACACUGUUCCAACAAAACAGAACGAUACGAUGCAGGUAUCUGCCACCAGGUCGGGUUUGAUCGUCACGAGUUCAUGUUACAUCAAUCCAAGCGUGGUGACGGUCUAUGACAGGGAUGGGAAUGCUGGUAAGUCUCUACAAGCUCCAGUUGAUGUCAACCUGUAUGCUGUCGUGGAUGAGCAGGACAGGGUGUAUGUAGCGAGUGUUGAUAGUAAGAAGGGUAACGUGGUGAUCAGAUUGUAUGACCUUGAUGUUUUGAACCUGAAGGAGAGAGUUGAGUUCAAUGUACUUAAUCUGACGCUUGACGAUAGUUGGUGUUACUUGGCUUCCCUCUCUCCAGACAUGCUCGCGUUUGCUUGUAGCGAGAAGUUGUAUUUUAUCAAAGUAUCACUGUAAUACAUGUCACACUCUAUAUUACCAUUAUUGUUGAUGUGUAUACCUCUCUGCUCCAGCUCUUCACUAAUUAAUAUGGGCCUAUAAUGUGUCAUAU
Strongylocentrotus purpuratus (purple sea urchin) is the source of this 2029-nucleotide messenger RNA. RefSeq names its product E3 ubiquitin-protein ligase TRIM71-like. NCBI's taxonomy places the organism in Eukaryota, Metazoa, Echinodermata, Echinoidea, Camarodonta, Strongylocentrotidae. Gene Ontology annotation, molecular function: protein binding; zinc ion binding; ubiquitin-protein transferase activity. Gene Ontology annotation, biological process: positive regulation of DNA-templated transcription. Gene Ontology annotation, cellular component: nucleoplasm; chromatin. The record is from RefSeq and is a predicted model, not a curated record. The transcript has 3 exons. Bases 1 to 1935 code for a protein of 644 amino acids.